AUGUCAGAGAUUACGGAGAAUGGAUCACCCAUAGACAGUAACCGAUUUUGUGGGUCAAACAAUACGGCGCUUAUGCGCAGUGAGGAUAAUUUGAUGAUGAACGCUGAAGAGUACAAAAAGAUCGUUUUAUUCCAAAGAUAUUUAAACAAACCUAUCGUCAGAGCUGCGGGGCCGAUUGGAAAAGAUUCUUCGACGGAGAUCAUUGAUGUGAAAAAACUGUCUCAGAAUAGUGCAACGGGAAUUCAGUAUGUUGAAAUUAUCGAUGCGGAAGGUCGCCUGAUUUGCCUAAAUAAGCUGGUGACCACUCCUUGCUGGUUAAAAAUCAUCGAAUUUGCAAAUGACUGUCAAGCCUGUAACGUGCUUUUAAUGACUACAGCCGAAGGAGUAAUACUGAAAACGAUAAGGGACAUAACUCCCGGUGAACCACUGUUGAUGUGGUUUACCGAAUAUAUUCUCGCUAUGUUGAAUAUACCAUUCUUGUCACCAUGUAACAUACAAGAUCAGACUCGCUACAUUUGUCACAUAUGCAACAACUUGUUCGAGUUCCCAAAUCCUUUGAAGAUACAUUUAGCCCUAAAGUGCAAUCGACUGGACAAUAGUCAUCUCUGGACGUUACUAAGCAAAGAGUUCAACAUGUCGCCGAGACCAAGCUUGUCUCUCAACCUGUUCCCCAAUCCGACUUUCAAAUUCGAACUGACCAAAUUGCCGCAAGCUCCGCCUGCCAGGGUAUCACCGAUCACGAUAAAAACCAUAGAUAAUACCGCUCAGCUUGGAAAUAGCAAUCCAUCGAAGUGUUCCGAUCGACCCUCUCCAUCCUCUUCAAAUGCGCUAUCUUUUAAUUCUUCAUCCACGCAAAUUUCACCAAGCAUAUCGACAAGAGAGCCGUCUAUAACGAAAGAUACACUUCAUCGACAGUCUGCUUUCCAGCCAUACUCAAAUCAAAGCAACUUCCUUAAGAAAAUCUAUCCACUAACAAAGAACGAGACUGUUUUAACGCCCUACAAUAUGCAAACGACUGCCGCACCGAUCAGUACCGACGUCCAUGCAGCACAAGUGGAAACCAUAGUCAGCAAUCUCGGUAAAUCGAAGCAAGGACACCUCUGCAUUUAUUGUGGAAAGGUUUAUUCGAGAAAAUAUGGUUUAAAAAUCCACAUCAGAACCCAUACCGGUUACAAACCCUUAAAAUGCAAAUAUUGCCUGCGACCAUUCGGAGAUCCUAGCAAUUUGAAUAAACACGUACGGCUACACUCGGAGGGCGAAACACCAUACAGGUGUGACUUAUGUGGAAAAGUUUUGGUCAGAAGGAGAGAUCUUGAGAGGCAUUUAAAAUCGAGACACCAAGAAAACAUAAUCGAUAGUACGGAUACUUCGUCUGAUGGUGCUGACGUUUAAGUAGAAAAAGAGGAGAUAUUACACGCUGCAAUAGAACUCUAAUCAUCUUUGACGUCAGAAACAAUUUGCUCGUAUAUAGUUAUAAACAGAAUUCCCCGUGAACGUCAUUUAUUUUAUAAAUUAUCGUCGAAGCUGACGCACUAAUAGGAGAGCUGGUUUCCUUAUAACAAAUUUUAUAAUCAAAAAUUAAUUAUCUUUUUAAUAUUCGAAAUAGUUGUAAAUAUUU
Molecule: messenger RNA, 1618 nt
Organism: Bombus impatiens (common eastern bumble bee)
Lineage: Eukaryota; Metazoa; Arthropoda; Insecta; Hymenoptera; Apidae
Gene: Prdm13
Product: PR domain zinc finger protein 13
Exons: 5
Coding region: 1-1392 (463 amino acids)
Cellular component (GO): nucleus
Source: RefSeq, a predicted model, not a curated record